Molecule: messenger RNA, 2170 nt
Organism: Nerophis ophidion (straightnose pipefish)
Lineage: Eukaryota; Metazoa; Chordata; Actinopteri; Syngnathiformes; Syngnathidae
Product: small conductance calcium-activated potassium channel protein 1-like
Exons: 9
Coding region: 347-2140 (597 amino acids)
Biological process (GO): potassium ion transmembrane transport
Cellular component (GO): plasma membrane; neuron projection; neuronal cell body
Molecular function (GO): small conductance calcium-activated potassium channel activity; calmodulin binding
Source: RefSeq, a predicted model, not a curated record
GCGGGACAUGUAAUGGAUCUCAUGCAUGUGUUUACCUCGUCACAUGGCGCCCUGGGAUCUUUAUGGGAGGAGCUGCGCCAUGACGAGGCUGCUAAUGGACCGCAGUAAAGUUUGUUUGGACGGCAGUAUUGUCAUCUGAUUACAUCACGACAUCCCGUAAACUCUUGAUGAAAUCAUAUUUUAGAUCCAUGUGUAUUCCCUUUUAUUAUCUUUAUUUAUCCAUUAUUUAAGGAGAUGUACAAGUUUUAAUUGGACCUUUUUCUUUUCUUUUUUUUUUUUACACCAGAGGCACCAGGACCAUUGAUAACCUGAGGAAAUUAUCAAAUAAAGCAGCCGUGACUUUACCAUGGAUCACCACGUCACCUCGGUCAGCUUUACUCUGGUGGAUGAAGGCCACAUGGAGGACCAGCGCUCUCUCCUCCCUCCACCAAGGACGCCUUCACCGCGCCGGGCCUGCCCUCCCCAGUGCGGGAUACACCACACGGUGCAGAGAUCAGCGGACCACACGGUGUGGUUGGACAGAACCCAGGCCAUGGCCACCAUGCCUUUAUACAAUGGCCACCUUUGCCCCAGAGCCUCGCCGUGCUCUGUGAGAAGAGGAGACAAAGGCAAAGGCAAGGACAGGAAGAAGUCUGAGACUUUCAAACAAUCCCACAAGGAUCGGAACCACAAAGGCAAAGCCAAAAACUCCAGACUCCGGGUGAAAGCGUCCUCUUGUAAUGACGUUUCGCCGUGCGGGUGCCCCUUUAAGAGCUGCAGGAGGCAAGUCCCCCUCAAAGAUGAAAGGAGGCCAGAUAACCUUUCCUUGGAGAUGAACGACCGCCAGAGCCUCCCAGAGAUCAUCAUCACCAGCAGGGACGACGAAGACCUCCACCCUCACACAGAGUUGCCGCCGUCUGAGGCAGCGGGCCUGCUGCCGGGGUCCGAGUGCGACACCUCCCGCACUCCCCAUUCCAGUCCCAAACACAAGGCGGACGCUAAGGACGACCAGUACUGGAAGACCCACAGCAUCGGGUGGCGGCUGGUGCGCAGGAGGGCCCUGUUUUUACGGAGGCAGCGGCUGAAUGACUGCGCUCUUGCUGUGGGGAUUUUUGGCGUGGUCAUGAUGGUGAUGGAGACCGAACUCUCUUGGAGCGUCUACAGCAAGAGCUCUUUCUCCUCGCUCGUGCUCAAAUCCAUCAUCAGUGUGUCCACCAUCAUCCUGCUGGGCCUCAUUGUGGCGUAUCACUGCUGCGAGGUGCAGCUCUACGUUCACGACAGCGGGGCGGAGGACUGGCGCAUCGCCAUGACGACCGAGCGUUUGGCCCUGAUAGCGCUGGAGCUGGCGGCGGCGGCCAUUCACCCGUACCCGGUGGGCCUGCUGGCCUACUUCCAGCAGACCGCCGCUGCGCCGCCGCCGCUGUCGGAGACGGAGCUGGAGAUUGUGCUGGCGCUGCCAAUGUUCCUCAGGCUCUACCUGCUGGGCCGCGCCAUGAUGCUGCACAGCCGCCUCUUCACCGACACGGCGUCACGCAGCAUCGGGGCGCUCAAUAAGAUCCACUUCAACACUCGCUUUGUGGGCAAAACCCUGAUGACCACCUACCCGGGCACCGUGCUCAUGGUCUUCAGCGUCUCCCUGUGGCUCGUCGCCGCCUGGGGUCUGCACGUGUGCGAGAGACACCACAACUACAGAGACCUGAGCAGCAACUACAUGGAGGCCCUUUGGAUGGUUUCCGUCACCUUCCUGUCCAUCGGCUACGGCGACGUGGUCCCUCACACCUACUGCGGGAGGAGCAUCUGCCUCCUCACCGGGAUCAUGGGCGCCGGCUGCACCGUGCUGGUGGUGGCGGUGGUGGCACGCAAGCUGGAGUUGACGCGGGCCGAGAAGCACGUGCACAACUUCAUGAUGGACUCGCUCAUCUCAAAAAGGAUCAAGAUUGCAGCCGCCAACGUGUUGAGAGAGACGUGGCUCAUCUACAAACACACCAAGCUCUCCAGGGAAAAAGACCACACCAGGGUCCGCAUGCACCAACGGAAGCUGCUGCUCGCCAUCCACCAACCUUUGUGGCGCCAGGUUGCGGCGUGUGAAGGUGGAGAAGAGCAUCCUGGCAGACCAAAGCAACACACUUAUGGACAUGUGCAAGGUGAGAGAGGCAAGUGAACGCACCAUUGCCCCCCCCCCCCCCCCCCC